Molecule: messenger RNA, 2549 nt
Organism: Pristis pectinata (smalltooth sawfish)
Lineage: Eukaryota; Metazoa; Chordata; Chondrichthyes; Rhinopristiformes; Pristidae
Gene: cldn12
Product: claudin 12
Exons: 2
Coding region: 153-905 (250 amino acids)
Cellular component (GO): plasma membrane
Source: RefSeq, a predicted model, not a curated record
UGGGAGGGAGCGGGCCCCGCUGACGAGCGGGGGGCUGGCGGAGCGCUGGUGACGGGCGGCCUGAGAUCGCGGGCCGCGGGGGGGGGGCGAACGCUGGAGUUUGCGGUGAAGACAGAAGGAAAGGUGCUGGGGUCUGCUGGUGUCGGGGCUCCAUGGCGUGCCGGGAGCUGCAGGCGGCCACCGGCCUGGCCCUGCUCUGCGGCCUCUGCUCCCUGGCCGGACUGCUGACCGCCACCCUGCUGCCCCGCUGGCGUCUGCAGCGACUCACCUCCCCCAACCGGCAUGAGCAGAACCUGACGGUCAGCGCGGGGCUGUGGAUCCGCUGCGUCCGCCCGCAAGGGGAGGGGCGCUGUGCCUACCGGGACGCGGAGUGGUACCGCUCGCUGGACCAGCUGGACCUGCGGCUGCUGCAGCUGGCCCUGCCCCUGGCGCUGGCCUCCGCCUCGGCCGCUGCUCUGCUGGGAGCCCUGGGGGCGUGCCGGGCGGCCUGCAGCGGGCGGGCGCCCCGGGCCGGUCUCGCCCGCUGCCUGGUCAACAGCGCCGGCUGCCAGCUGGGCGCCGGGCUGCUGUUCCUCCUGUCGGCCGGGCUGGCGCUGGGACCCACAGCCUGGCUCCUGCUCCACACCGGCCGGCUGAACCGGCGCUACGGUCCGGCCUGGAGCGCCGGGCCCGCCGCCUACCUGGCCCUGGGCAGCGGGGCGGGGCUGGCGGUGGCCGGGACCCUGCUCCUGCUCUGGUACUGCGCCUGCCGCCCCCUGCCCGCCCCACUCUGGCAGCCGCUGCCCGCCGGGGUGCCCCCCCACCACUACCCCCUGCCCGCCUACCUCUCCGCCCCCUCCAGCCGGCGGUCACGCCUCUCCACCCUGGAGAUCGACAUCCCCGUGGUCAGGCAGCAGACCUGCUAGGGGCGGAGGUCCCGAGGGGGGGACAGGGGGCGUAGGGGGGAGGGGUGGGGUGGCCGGGUCCCUCUGCCUGACCCCCAAACACACACACAGGGUGGGCACAGAGAAGGAGAGAGAGAGACCCCCCUUCACUGACACACACACACACACACACACACACACACACACACACACACACACACUGGGGUGGGAUAGAGAGAGAGGGAGAUCCCUCCCUCACUGACACACACACCAGGGGUGGGAGAGAGAGAGACCCCCCCCCCCUCACUGACUCUCUCUCUCACACACACACACGCACAUGCUGUGACAGAGAGGGACCCCUCUCACUGACUCACUGGGAUUGAGAGAGACCCCCCCCCGAGAGUCUCUCCUCUCUCUCGCCACCCACAAACACACACACCUCUCUCCCCCCCCCACACACACACACACACACGGUGGGAUGGAGAGAAACCCCCCUCACUGACAGUCUCUCUCACUCACACACACACACACACACACACACACACCAGCCCACCCGCUGCAUCCCCUGUACUCCGCGACUGAGCCAUGUUGUGGACCGUGCACCCUGUAACUGGUGUCUGGUCUGACUGCCUGUGUGGAGGGUGGCUGGGAACCCACAUACCCCUCCUCCUCCUCCGCUGAUCCUCAGCUGUUCUUGCUUGGGGGUGGGUGCCCUCGACGAGUACGGUCAUCGGUUACCCCCGCCCCCCUUGAGUGUGAGCCGCCCCCUCGAACGGCUGCCGUCCGUGUGCCGAAGGUGCUGUCACGGUGAAGGAACGGCGAUCUGGAUAGUGUGUGUGUGGGGGGUAGGGUGGGGGGCGUGGGGGUGGGUGAUCCCCUCUCCUCCCGGCCGGGCAGCCGUGAAGAGUGAGGAGGCUGUGGCUGCUGGACUCUGGAGUGAAGAUGGACGGAAGGUGGUCUCGGCGGAUCGAGCAGCAUCCGCGGAGGGGAGAGGCGCGGCGGGGGGGGGGGGGGGGGGCACCCUGGGGCGCGGGGGGCGGGUGACGGUGGUGCGUUUUGCGUAGACGGUGCAGUGCUUGUGUCCUGUGCACAGGCUGUCGUAAACGUGCGGAGCUGUGAGGCGCCGGUCGCGUGUGAAGGAGCCGGGGCAGGGGGAGGGAGCGAGGUGGGGGGGGGCCAUCCCACUGGUACCUUUGAUGGGAUCAGUCCCUGUUUCAACCACCCCCAUCACAUCCCACCACUUCUCCCCUCCACUCCCCCUCCCCACCCCUUCCCCUCCCAUCACUUCCCCCCCCACCUCCUCCCUCUCCCCCCACACCCCCAUCCCAUCUCCACCCCCUCCCCUCCCACCUCCCCAUCCUGUCCCACCUUACCCCACCCCCCCAGAGGACACUGAGAACCCAGCUCCCCUUCCACACGCUGUUCCCCCCCCCCCAACCACCAGCCCCUGCGGGUGGGAUUGAGGGGUGUCCCUGCAGUGGUGUCCUGGUGACCGGGAAUGAUCUCUCUCGCUCUGCCGACCCCGGUUCCUGGAUCCCGCCUCGGGGGGGGGGGGGGGGGGGGGGGGGAGGUGGGGGGAGGUGUGGGAACCGCUGGCUGUGAGUGUCCCUGUGUCCUAUGGAGAGUUCUGGUGUCUGUGACUGUCGGCAGUGGGAGUGCUUUCCAAUAAAGGUAUUUGUCAACACC